AUGGGUCGGAGGAAAAUUGAAAUCAGAGCCAUCAAAGAUGAUCGCAACCGUUCUGUUACCUUUCUCAAGCGAAAGGGCGGUCUCUUCAAGAAAGCCUAUGAGCUUUCUGUCCUGUGUUCCGUCGAUGUGGCAGUCAUCAUUUUCGGGCACAAUAAGAAACUAUAUGAGUUUUCUUCUGGGGAUAUCAACGAGACCCUAAGGCGAUAUCAAUACUAUGGCCAACCACAUGAACAUAAAGGGCCUAUAGACUUCAAGAACAAAGGUGGUGCUGGCGAUGAGGAUGAAGAUGAAGAUGACGACGAGGAUGUGCCAAGUCAUGCUAGAGAGGAAUCUCUCCCUCCUCAUCACGUCCUGCCUCACAUGCAGCACCACAACUCCUUCGCUCAUAUUCAACAGCCCAUGGCUUCUGUUUCUCCUCCUAUGCCGAAUGGCAUGUUUCAGCCUCGCCACUCCACCCCUCAACCUCCACAUAUGAUUUCCAGACCGCCUUCACAGAAUAUGGUCCGUAGGACCAGUUCCAAUCUUGUCCCUUUACAACAGCCUCACCCUACCCCACCUCCACCCCAAAAUGGAUUUGCCUACGUGCCGAAUCCACCUAUAUAUAACCCUCAGGCAGCUGCUAUCGGUCCUCCUCAUCCCUCUCCUCAACCUCAGUAUCAGCAGUUUCCUCCUCAGCCACACCCGCAUCCACAACCUACACCUCCGCCAACGCAAACGCACCAACAAAUGCAACAGGCACAUCAACAAUAUCUACAAGAGCAGCAGCGAGCAUCCCAGCCUCCUCCGCCUCCUCCCACAAUCUCACAGCCUACUCUACAGCCGCCGGCCCAGCCACAUCCCCGAACCUCGCCUCGACCUGAGAAUCAGUCCCUAAGACCACCGGAGCAGGGUAGUCCUCCACAGCCAAAACAUAUAUCCUCCAAAUCUCGAAGUAUCUUUACUCCAAUCGACGAGGGGGGCUCGGUUCUAGCACAGCAUUUCUUUGGAGCUCCAGACCCCCCAAAGUCCAAACGGGAAGAAGACUUAGCGGAUAUCAAACCACCUCCCAGGAGCAUCACAGUCCCCUCCAUCCCGCGGCCGUCUUCUCAACCCAACAGCCGAUCACAGACCACUGUACCUGAAUUUGCCCCUCCACAGCGGACAAACACUUCAGGUUCCAAAUCCGGGGCUAGACCCAAACUGAACCUUCAGAUCCCAUCAGAAGCCGAGGACAAUGAUUCUCCGAGCGGCGGAUCGCCUCUGCAAUCAGCAGGGCCGUCAGCAAAUCCUGCUAGGGGUGGAGAUCACAUUGUACUUCCCCCGCCUUCCCCUAGCGCCUCGGCAGUCAUGUCAGCAGGCGCGUCGGGACCUCCGAAUCCCUUUGCUAGACCUCCGCCGCCCACUUCAAAUCAGAAUCGAGAUGCUUACGGUGACAAUCGAAAUAACAUUGAGACCCCCAUAUCAGCCUUGCCGAGUCGAUAUAUGAACAACGACCUGCUACCCAGCCCGAGCAAUUUCUUCAGUGAGUGGUACGACUCAGGGCGGAAUCCUCUGAAUUCAGCGGUUCUGCCCAGUCCUUUGGUAUUUCCUACUCCAGCAGAUGCCAGGUCAGGGCUAGGCUUUAGCGGUAGAGAUACCGCGAACGAGUCUAACGGAGAGAAGAGAAAGACCAGUAUCGAUAUGCAGGAUAAAGAGGGAGACGUGAAGAAGGUGAAAACAUGA
Exophiala aquamarina CBS 119918 is the source of this 1701-nucleotide messenger RNA. Its product is annotated as MADS-box transcription factor, other eukaryote. NCBI's taxonomy places the organism in Eukaryota, Fungi, Ascomycota, Eurotiomycetes, Chaetothyriales, Herpotrichiellaceae. Bases 1 to 1701 code for a protein of 566 amino acids. The transcript is spliced from 3 exons. The record is from RefSeq and is a predicted model, not a curated record. Gene Ontology annotation, molecular function: DNA-binding transcription factor activity, RNA polymerase II-specific; RNA polymerase II cis-regulatory region sequence-specific DNA binding; protein dimerization activity. Gene Ontology annotation, biological process: positive regulation of transcription by RNA polymerase II.